Molecule: messenger RNA, 939 nt
Organism: Lottia gigantea (owl limpet)
Lineage: Eukaryota; Metazoa; Mollusca; Gastropoda; Lottiidae
Exons: 9
Biological process (GO): phospholipid metabolic process
Molecular function (GO): glycerophospholipase activity
Source: RefSeq, a predicted model, not a curated record
GUGCACAAAUUGAGACCGGGUGAUAUUAAAAUUGUAGCCGCUCUUGGAGAUUCUCUUACGGCUGGAGUUGGCAUCACUGCAAAGACUAUUCUUGAUCUACUGACAGAAGAGAGGGGAAAGUCGUUUAGUAUCGGUGGUGAUGGGACAUUUGAAGAUUAUGUAACAAUUCCUAACAUUUUAAAGAACUACAGCCCGAACAUCACAGGGUUUUCUGUUAAAACUGGUGGUUUAUACAGUAAAAAUGCCAAAUUCAACGUUGCAGAAGCAGGAAACGUUUUCCAAGACCUUUCAGACGAAGCUAGACUGUUGAUAACUAGAAUGAAAGCUGAUAUCAAUAUUGAUAUUAAUAAUGACUGGAAAUUAAUAACUAUCUUGAUUGGUGAUAAUGAUUUAUGUAAAUUCUGCAAUGAAGAUGUACCCGAGAGAUAUAAAUCUCUGUUAGAGAAAACUAUUCAAAUUUUACAAGAUAGUUUACCUAGAACUAUUAUCAAUCUCAUGGAAGUUUUAAAUGUUGAAAUAACCAAAGAUUUAAACAAAGGUCUUUUUUGCUCAGUCAUUCACUUUACCCUAUGUGGAUGUGCUUCCUAUCCUAAAAAUAAACAAGAUGAAAUCGACCUGAGAAAUGUAACCAGAGUAUAUCAGAAUAUAGUCAAUGAUAUAGCUACUUCCGGUAAAUUCGAAAAGGAUGAUUUUACUGUAGUGGAUCAACCAUUAUUUAGAAAUACGUAUCUACCAACAGUGGAAGGAGAACCAGAUUAUUCUUAUUUCGCACCUGAUUGUUUCCAUCUGAGUCACAAAGGUCAAGCAACAGCCGCAGUAGCCUUAUGGAAUAAUAUGUUUCAACCUGUUGGUAAGAAAGAUACGAACUGGGGAAUUGGUAAUCCAAUAUUCUGUCCAACAGAGGCAAGUCUUAAUAUUUCAGUUCAUCAAACAAUAUAA